Molecule: messenger RNA, 812 nt
Organism: Sorghum bicolor (sorghum)
Lineage: Eukaryota; Viridiplantae; Streptophyta; Magnoliopsida; Poales; Poaceae
Product: probable gamma-secretase subunit PEN-2
Exons: 2
Coding region: 82-552 (156 amino acids)
Cellular component (GO): gamma-secretase complex
Source: RefSeq, a predicted model, not a curated record
CCAAAGACAACAACAAUUACAAGAGGAAGCAAAGUAACCAAGACUCGGAGGAAAGGAGAAGGGGAAGACCGGAAGAGAGCAAUGGAGGCAAGGGUCGCAGCAGGAGUGCCCGAAGACGAAGAGUCCGGCCUCCUCCCCCGCCCGUCCGCCACCGGCCGCCGGCCUUCUUCCCGCGGCCCCCGCUUCCCGCCUCCACCGGCGGCCUGGGUGACGGUGGACGGCCCCCUCGGGCUGCCGCUGGAGGACGCGGGAGGACACGCCCGCCGCUUCUUCCUCUGGGGUUUCGCGUGCCUCCCCUUCCUCUGGGCCAUCAACUGCUACUACUUCUGGCCCGUCCUCCGGUCGCCGGCCGCAUCCUCGCCCUCCGCCUUCGCCUCCAUCCGCCCCCAUGUUGUGCGAUCGGCAAUUGGCUUCACCAUCUUCUCUGUUGUUCUGAUAACCUGGGCCACGACUUUCAUUGUUGGAGGCGAGCGGUUAUUUGGACCAGUGUGGAAUGAUCUAGUGAUGUAUAAUGUUGCCGACAAGCUUGGCAUCACUGGAUUCAUGGGAUAGCCUGUGAUGUCUUCCUCAUUUCGACUGGACUUGGUCCAACCAAGUCCGAAAUGAUCUGUUCUAUGGAUCUUCGUAGGAAUUGCUACUAUCUGAUGUACUGUAUUAUUAUUGUUGACUUCCUGACCGGAUAGAACGAUGUUUAGCAUGGCCUGUGUUGUAGAAAGAAUAUGGAUCGAUGGUUAUGAUGAUAAAUUGAACUCAAUCUGAUGGACAGGUUUUUUGUGUUGGAGACAUCCUGGAUGGAUAUCUCUGACAUAUGA